UAAAUUCUCACUAGCCAAGUGUUUCUGUUGUACUCUUCUCUGUGAAUCUUUUUGAAUAGUUAUCAAGCUCCUAGAAUGAGGUCUGGAGUCUACCCCCAGCAUUGCCUGAUUGGAACGGCACUAGCCACUUCCCAAACUGGAGAGUUACGAGUAGAUGAGAUCUACAAGAUGGUCAAAAUACUGUUCCCAUUUGUCGUCAUGACAGCUCCCAGCUCCUGGAAGAACUCUCUGAGGCAUUCUUUGUCUAAUAGUGGUUAUUUUGAGAUGGUAAAUAAGUCCACACAUCCUGUUUUGGCCGCUAAAAAGAACCACAAGUGGAGAAUCAAUCAAGCAAGGGCUAAUGAUCUGCUAAGAAACAUGGAAAAGCAUAAUAGAAAGAUAGCAGCCAACAACACGGUUCUAAUAGGUUCACUAGCUGGAUCUCAGGCCAGCAUUGUGGCACCAUCUCUACAGCAACAGCUGAUAACUGAUCCCACCGUACAAUCCCAAGUUCAGCCCUCGUUAUCGUCUGCUGGCAGCCAAUUUCCGCUCAGCUUGCCAGGUUCUACAGUACAGAAUGACAUACGUCAAGCACCAUUAAUAAUACGCAUUACUACCCCAAAGCCUGCUAUUCCAACAAUUGAUGUGACUGCUAGUAUGAAAAAAGACGCAGUAUUUGACCUAGCAUGUCCAAUAUUCGAGGAAACAACCUCAACCACAACAACCCCCUUUGUUGAGAGUACCCCAGUAACAAUGUCACCUGAUGACUCAAUUCCUUCCCUCUGUAUGGAUUUUAGCCCAGAAUUGUAUGACAUAUCGAGCGAGAAAUCUUCCUCGGACAUUAGUGAAGCGCCCGCUUUUGAUACUGAUGACUGUCUAUCUGAAUCCUGUCAAGAAACACUGCUAGUAACGAGUCAACAAUUGGAAGAACUGAUGCAACAAUCUAGUGACGACCAAUGGCUCCAAGACGUUGAUUUGAACACUCUGAUCACCCCAGAUACAAGUGAUGAAGCUAUGAGCACAGUACUUUCAUCCACUAGUGAAAUAGACAAUGACUCUGUCAUUCCAUCACAUGCAUUUGAUAUUCUGGAGGAUCUAAAACUGGAUGAAGAAGAUGUGUUUGUUGAUAUUACUCCUAGUAGUUUAGAUUCUCUCUUGGAACAAAAGGAUAAUCUCAUUGAAGACCUGUUGGAGUGUCUCAUCAUCACAGGACCCAGAGAAAGUAUUUUGUCGCCGGAUGACAACAAUGAUCUUCCUCUUAGUGAUGCCUUCUGUACUGCCAACAAUCAUACAGUACAACAAAUGCCUGAGAACAAGUUUGCCAUAUUGAACAAAGAGACGGAAAAAAUGGACAAAUGGAUUUCUGAUCGUUGGAAUAAAUUCAGGCAUAUCGCGUCUAGAGAACAAUUCCGAAAGAAUAACAGCAGCUAUGUUACUAGCAAGAAGUUCAUUACUGAAUCAGUCAGCAAAAAGAGACCUCGAGACUUAGAAAUGGCCACAAUGGAGUCAGCAAAACGACAGAAGACGACUGAUAUAACACCUGGUGGACAGACAGUCAGAAAGCACAGCCGAACACGCCUUUAUGCCCCAGUAAGACAAACUGGAAAAUGCACGGUUACGACUUCUAUCGAUGUUUCGGGCACAUACUCACAAAAACAUUGUCUACAAGAUGACGCUGCUGUUGAAUUACUUCCACUAAAGAGACCAAGAUUUAUGUAUUCACUGAGAAAAUGAACUGUAACAAACCGUAUAAAUAAUUAUAACAUCAUUGUAUCUCUACAUCUUCAUUAUCUCUACACAUAAAAUUAUACAACA
Molecule: messenger RNA, 1794 nt
Organism: Halichondria panicea
Lineage: Eukaryota; Metazoa; Porifera; Demospongiae; Suberitida; Halichondriidae
Product: forkhead box protein N4-like
Exons: 4
Coding region: 76-1713 (545 amino acids)
Biological process (GO): regulation of DNA-templated transcription
Cellular component (GO): nucleus
Molecular function (GO): DNA-binding transcription factor activity; cis-regulatory region sequence-specific DNA binding
Source: RefSeq, a predicted model, not a curated record